Molecule: messenger RNA, 312 nt
Organism: Pseudovirgaria hyperparasitica
Lineage: Eukaryota; Fungi; Ascomycota; Dothideomycetes; Acrospermales; Acrospermaceae
Product: cytosolic large ribosomal subunit protein L30
Exons: 5
Cellular component (GO): cytosolic large ribosomal subunit
Molecular function (GO): structural constituent of ribosome; RNA binding
Source: RefSeq, a predicted model, not a curated record
AUCAAGAAGAGCAAGAAGUCCGCCGACUCCAUCAACAGCCGUCUGGCUCUGGUGAUGAAGUCUGGUAAAGUCACUCUUGGCUACAAGAGUACCCUCAAGUCGCUCCGCUCAGGAAAGGCCAAGCUUGUAAUCAUUGCUGGCAACUGCCCUCCUUUGAGGAAGUCAGAAUUGGAAUACUACAGCAUGCUGUCCAAGACCAAUGUCCACCACUUCUCUGGCAACAAUAUCGAACUCGGAACUGCGUGUGGUAAACUCUUCCGUUGCGGAACUAUGGCCAUCAUUGACGCUGGUGACUCUGAUAUUCUCAGCGCU